AUGGUGUACCGGCAGAUGCUGCAGAUGGCGGCCUGUAGCCUGGCCUUGGGCUCGGCUACAGUGCUUUUCUCCACCUCAAUGGUGGGCAAGCACUCGUCCCACGCGGGUGGAGAUGCUGAAUUUUGGGGGAUCGAGGUGUCAGCAAGGGAGGGAUCUCGCUUCUUCGGGUAUGGCGCCUGGGACCCCAACUGGGACAGGCGAGAUCCGCUGUCCCGACAGAAAAGGAGCCAGGGAUAUGGAGACGAAUCAUACAGAGUGGAGAGUGACAAAACCAAGGCCGCUCGGCAUAUCUUUCUCAUUAGACACUCCCAGUACCAUGCGGACGCCCACUCUGAGCAGGGCCACACUCUGACCCCCCUGGGGAGGGAACAAGCCGAACUAACCGGCCUCCGACUCGCCAGCCUGGGGCUGAAGUUCAGUCAGAUUGUCCAUUCCUCGAUGACCCGUGCAAUCGAAACCACCAACAUCAUCAGCAAGCAUCUCCCAGGCGUCAGCAGAGUCAGCACCGACUUGCUGCGAGAAGGUUUCCCUAUUGAGCCUGUGCCCCCUGUGCCUAAUAGCAAGCCAGAGGCUUCUCGGCUUUCCAAAGAUCAAGCCCGGCUCGAAGCCGCUUUUCAAAUCUACAUCCACCGUGCUGACACCCAGCAGCAGGAGGACAGUUAUGAAAUCUUCAUCUGUCAUGCCAAUGUUAUCCGCUACUUCGUAUGCCGUGCGCUGCAGUUCCCGCCUGAAGGCUGGUGCCGCUUCUCGAUCUGCAACGGCAGCAUCACCUACUUGCUAGUCUGGCCCAAUGGUCAGGUGGUGCUUAGGACCCUUGGGGACACGGGUUUUAUGCCUCCCAAUAUGAUCACUCGCUCCUGA
Messenger RNA from Suncus etruscus (white-toothed pygmy shrew), 861 nucleotides. RefSeq names its product serine/threonine-protein phosphatase PGAM5, mitochondrial-like. The record is from RefSeq and is a predicted model, not a curated record. The transcript has a single exon. Lineage: Eukaryota; Metazoa; Chordata; Mammalia; Eulipotyphla; Soricidae. Bases 1 to 861 code for a protein of 286 amino acids. Gene Ontology annotation, biological process: positive regulation of mitochondrial fission. Gene Ontology annotation, cellular component: mitochondrion.